This is a messenger RNA of Doryrhamphus excisus (bluestripe pipefish), 2331 nucleotides long. RefSeq names its product RAS-like, estrogen-regulated, growth inhibitor (gene rerg). Gene Ontology annotation, molecular function: GTPase activity; GTP binding. Lineage: Eukaryota; Metazoa; Chordata; Actinopteri; Syngnathiformes; Syngnathidae. The record is from RefSeq and is a predicted model, not a curated record.
CUCCGCGUAUUAUUUCACGGCUGCCCGCUCGCUUGAGAGCUUCAUUUAUGCCUGCUGCUCGCCCUGCUUCCAUCUGUCCUCCAUUCAUCUACCCAUCCAGCAGUGCAGUGUCCACAUCAGGAAGGAAAGAAGCAACUUUUAUACAUUUCUUUCAUCACCUUCCUUAUUCGGGGAGAUCAUCUCUGCCUUCAGCCGUAUUGACGCUGCUUCCUCCUGUGUGGACAAGAGGAUGGAUGGUUGACCUCUGAGAUUGCUGACUGGCUCACUGCGCAUUCUAAUCAUGGCCAAAAGUCCGGAGGUGAAACUUGCCGUCUUCGGCCGUGCAGGGGUGGGCAAGUCAGCACUGGUGGUGAGGUUUCUGACUCGACGCUUCAUCUGGGAAUACGACCCGACACUUGAAUCCACCUACCGCCAUCAGGCCAAUAUUGAUGAUGAGGUUGUCACCAUGGAGAUUUUGGACACAGCAGGCCAGGAGGACAACCAGCAGAGAGAAGGCCACAUGCGUUGGGGUGAUGGCUUCGUCAUCGUCUACGAUAUCACAGACCGAGGAAGCUUUGAGGACGUAGCGCCGCUCAGGAGUCUUCUAGAAGAGGUCAAGAAACCCAAGAACGUGCCUCUGGUUCUGGUGGGCAACAAGUCCGACCUGGACCACAUUCGGCAGGUGACCACCGAGGAGGGCGAGCGCCUGGCCGCUGAAAUGGCGUGUGCCUUCUACGAGUGUUCGGCGUGCGCUGAUGAAGGCCGCGCCGUGGCCGAGGCGUUCCACGAGCUGUGCCGCGAGGUGAGGCGCCGCAAGGCCGUGCAGGGGAAGGCCAGACGCCGCAGCUCCACCACACACGUCAAACAGGCCAUCAACAAGAUGCUGACCAAGAUCAGCAGCUAGGGGAGACUCUUUACAACUCAAGAACCAAAAUAAUAAUAAAGCAUUUCUCAUGUACAGUAAAUGUUUGUGACUGGCGCUCAAAUGGACUCGAUGGAGUGUAUAAUUUAUCACCCUAAAGUGCAAUAUAUCAUCCCUUUAGUGCACAUUCAAGCAGGAAACUACACUGUAGAUUUUACAUGGAGAAUCUACUUAAUAAUUAGCCCAUCUUGGAGUCGACUGCAUCCUGAGGGACAGAAAUGGAGUCUUGCUUGCUGUUGCCCUAUUUCUGACAGCACAGGUAGAUAACGUUCAUGGAUUUAUUCCUGGAAGCUGCUGAGAUAUGAGAUCCGUCUCCAUUUGACACAAUAAAUGAGUCGGCGAGGACAUAAUUCUGAUUGAACAUUCAUGUAGCCGUCUGUAUAUUGUAGGGGUGUCACAAGAUAGUCCAUUCACGAGACGAGACCAUAUAUGAUAUUGGGUCUAUGAGACUGAAAUAUAUGGCUGGACAAAUUUAACUGUCACAAAACAAUGCAGGGGUUAGCAUGUUAGCCACACAGUCAGUAGAUCUGGAAGAUCUGCGUUUGAAUAUCCGUUGGGUAGUUGGAGUUCAUAUGUUCUUCCCAUUUCUCCGGGUACUCCGGUUUCCUCCCACAUUCCAAAAACAUGCUAGGUUAAUUGGCGACUCCAAAUUGUCCAUAGGUAUGAAUGUGAGUGUGAAUGGUUGUUUGUCCAUAUGUGCCCUGUGAUUGGCUGGCCACCAGUCCAGAGUGUACCCCGCCUCUUGUCCAAUGUUGCAUAGAUAGCGGCAUAGAAUAUGUCACUAUACACAAAUGUUUUAAUAAUUUUGCAUGCAUGACCUAAGCAUGAUACUUUUCACUGUUGAACUUUCCACAAAUUGAAACAAAAACUACCACUUCAAAUAAUGACGGAGGUUAUAGCUGCUAAAAAGUAGGUCCGAAUUACUUCUGGCUGCCCUCUUCCUGAAAAAAAAAAUUGUAUAGAAUACACGGUGUGUCUGUCUGUGUGUGUGUGUGUGUGUGUGUGUAGGGCUCAAAUUGACAACAUAACAGAACAGCAUGUCAACCCAAAGGCGGGUCUAUAGUGACUGUCAAUCCUCUUGCUUAGACGACUCUAUUUUAAUAAACGGUAACACACGGGAAGACCCACUAGGAUUAUCCAGGAAAUAGAACAAAAGCACAUACACGCAAAAUAAGCGACUAACUCGCAUCACACCAAAAUCUGACUUGAAACACUGUAUUGUAGAGUAUAGGUAAGCCUUAAGCGCCACUGUUGUGUCUUAGGUGAAGACACCGCAGUACUCAAGUGUAUUAUAUAUAUAUAUAUAUGUCUCUGUAUAUAUAUAUCUAUAUAUCGACCUAUAUAUACAGGUAUAUAUAUCUGUGUGUGUUUUCCUGUCAACAUAAUGUGACCUGUCAACAUAAUGUGCACUUAACAGCAAUUAAAACGUA